Boleophthalmus pectinirostris (great blue-spotted mudskipper) is the source of this 4496-nucleotide messenger RNA. RefSeq names its product protein crumbs homolog 1-like. The record is from RefSeq and is a predicted model, not a curated record. Gene Ontology annotation, biological process: establishment or maintenance of epithelial cell apical/basal polarity; heterophilic cell-cell adhesion. Gene Ontology annotation, molecular function: calcium ion binding. NCBI's taxonomy places the organism in Eukaryota, Metazoa, Chordata, Actinopteri, Gobiiformes, Gobiidae. Gene Ontology annotation, cellular component: plasma membrane; protein-containing complex.
AUGAUUGGAUAUCGAAGUUACAGAAAGAAGCAUGGAGUUAUCAAGACUGGGGUGCCGAUCCCAGCGGACAUUACUGCUGACGAUGAUGAUGUUCAAAUUGGACUGUUUGUACAAAAGCCUUUUAACAGCUUUGAGAACGUGACAAAGACGUACAAAGUGAGAGGCUUCUUAUGCACAACAGCCGCAGCAGACAAGUGCCUCGUCUCCCCCUGCCUCAACGGUGCCACCUGCAUGGAAAACCAGGGCGCGUACGUGUGCCUCUGUCCCAGGACCCCUCUCAGGUUCAUGGGCGUACAUUGCGAAGACCUAUACGACCCGUGUUUGGACACUCCAUGCGCCAACUGUACCUUUAUACCCGGGACAGACAACUAUACGUGCCACUGUCCGGCAGGCUUCACCGGUCAAAACUGCAUGGAGGACAUCGACGAGUGCUUGGAAAACCCUUGCGUGGGACUUAAAAGCUUCUGUGUCGAUAAAAUUAACGGAUAUACGUGCCAUUGUCCGACUGGGUUAGGUGGAACAGACUGCACAAACAAUAUAACAACUUGUUCGGACCAAGAAUGCCAAAAUGAAGGCGUGUGUGUGUAUGUACCAGAUAUCGGACGGAGGUGCAACUGUCCUGCAGGAUUUGAAGGGGAAAACUGUGAAGUCGAUAUUAACGAAUGCAUGUCGGGACCUUGCAAGAACGGAGCCAUAUGUAAAGAUUUGGUGAACGGGUAUCAGUGCUUCUGCGUGCCGGGUUUUCAGGGAUCUCACUGCGAUUUGGAUAUAAACGAAUGUGCGUCCAAACCGUGUCAGAACAACGGGACGUGUUUGGAUCUGGUGGAUCAUUAUAAGUGUGACUGCGCGCCGGGGUUCACAGGACUGAACUGUGAGGUGGAGAUAGACGAGUGUGAGACCGCCCCCUGUCAGAACGGUGGCACCUGUCUGGACCUGGUGGCCAUGUACGUGUGCCAGUGCGUGCCCGGCUUCGAGGGCACGGACUGCGAGGUCAACAUCGACGAGUGCAACAGCGCCCCCUGCCUCAACCACGGCACGUGCUUAGACCGGGUCAACAGUUAUGAGUGCGACUGUGAUGGGACGGGCUUCGUGGGGGUACACUGCGAGGAGGACAUACCUGAGUGUGCUUCGGACCCCUGCCAGAACGGAGCCAAGUGUGUGGAGGGGGUCAAUGAGUACCACUGUCAAUGCUGGACAGGUUAUGAAGGAGAUAACUGUGAGGUGGACAUUGACGAGUGUCUGUGGGAGCCCUGUGAAAACGGAGGAGAGUGUUUCCAGCGCUCAGAUGUCCAACAGUACGGACAUCUCCCUGAACUCAGCACGGUCACCUUCAGCUACGACCAGGCUGCGGGCUUCAUCUGCCGCUGCCAACCUGGAUUCACUGGAGAGAAUUGCUCUGUAAAUGUGGAUGAGUGCGAGUCUGGCCCAUGUUUGAAUGGAGGAAGCUGUGAAGACAAGAUCAACUCGUACCACUGUGUCUGUCCAGGAGGAUUCACAGGCGUGCACUGCGAGGUGGACAUCAACGAGUGCGACAGCGCCCCCUGCCAGAACGACGCCACUUGCGAAGACGGCGUCAACUCCUACACGUGCCAUUGCCCCCCUCCCUCCGCCCCGGGACAGGACCCUUGGGGCGGUCUGGACUGCAACGUGCGACUGAUCGGCUGCCAUUUUCAUCUGUGCCAAAACCACGCCUCCUGUUCCCCCGUGUUGACCAACGACGGAGCCCACACCUACACCUGCCUCUGCCCGCCCGGAUGGAGCGGAAAACUAUGCAACACCUCCACCACCUUCUCAUUCAACUCGGAAGGCUACGUCCACAUGGGAACGCCGGAAUACACCAACAAAACCAAACAAACCGACGUCCGCAACGAGAUGCACUUACAGCUUCGAUUUAAGUCUACUUUGCCGGAUAUGGUUUUGUACUUUCGAGGUACCGUGGAAAACUACUUGUACUUAGAAGUAGCGGGAGGAGUACUGCGAGCUAAAGUGAAAUCAGGCAAAGUACUGCAAGCGUCCCACCCUGUACCAGUCAACGAUGGGGAGUGGAGAGAGGUUACUGUGACCAUGGAAGAAAAACUGGUCAUGGUUUUAAAAGGGCCGGGCUGUACAGAAGGAUGCAAAGUGAAAAACGAAGGGUAUAAUCACUUAAUGUUCCUACAACUUGGAUUUUUUAAGGAGAUGUACAUAGGAGGAGCCCCGUCAGAGUUCCUAGCAAGAACUUCAAGCGGGAAGGGGUUUAUAGGGUGCAUGGAGGACCUGUAUGUCGACCACAAGCCUUUACUGCCCCAGGAUCUUGUGAGGGAGGAGGUCAGGGGGAUGGAGCUGGGGUGCACCAAACAGGAGUGGUGUGAGGAGGACCCGUGCCAGGGCAGAGGGGAGUGUGUGGACCUUUGGGUGAGGGCCAGCUGCCAAUGUCAACGGCCCUAUUAUGGAGAGACAUGUGAAAAAGAAUACCCAUCUUGGACAUUUGGACAGGAAAAUUCCACAAGCUACUCUGCCUUUUCCAUCGGAGAAAGCCACGGAGAAAACUUCACCAUUUCAUUCCUCAUGCGCUCACUCAAACACAACGGCCUGCUACUCCAACUCAGACGAGAAGAAAAGCCAUACCUGACCAUCUAUCUCAAAGAAGGAACCGUCGCCAUAUACAGCCCCCACACCACUCUCCUCUCCGAAGCCAAGUUUGUUACCGACGGCAACAAUACUUUAGUAACAUUAAAGGUCCAGUAUGGUCACGUGGUGUUUCCGAAAGCGGGGAACCAUCGCGCCUUAGGGAAUGUUACGAUUGAAGCUGGAGAUGUGGCGUAUCUCGGAGGAUUGCCCCCUGAAAAGAACAUGAACGCGUGGGGAGGGCAUUUUAAAGGGUGUCUUCAAGAUGUGAGAAUCGACGACAAGCAUUUUAACACCGCGGAAGAGUCAGAAAAUGAGGAUGAUUACCUGGUUCUACACAGAGAAAAUGUGCUAGAGGGAUGCCACAGUGAUGACACAUGCAAGAAUGCACCCUGUCUCAACGGUGGACACUGCGAGGUCACCUGGAAUGACUUCAGGUGCAAGUGUCCCAGUAACUUUUCCGGGCGCGUUUGCCAAACCCGUCUGUGGUGCGUGGACAACCCGUGUUACGAAGGAGGCCGCUGUAUAGACCUGCAUGACGGAUAUGAGUGUUUGACAGAAGCCAUCUUCCAGGACAACUCUCUUCAGUUUGCAGCCAAUGGUUCGUUGCUCAGCCCAGUUACCAGCAUCACCCUGGAUGUACGAACACGCGACGAGAACGGCAUUCUACUCCGCGCUAACGGCAAAACCCAAGUCUUCUGUUUGGGCCUGCUAAACUCCACUCUGUUGGUCAAAAUGGACAGUGGCGCUGGAUCUGAACUUUUAGCCUUUACCAGCGAACAAAUCAUUUCAGAUGGAGCAUGGCAUCACAUCCAACUUACCAUGGCGGACCCCGAAAUGCCCUUGUCUCGCUGGCGCCUCACUGUGGACGGAAACAGAUCCGGCAGCAGCUUCGGAAAUGGCGGAAACCUCAACUUCCUGAAUGACACGAAAAUCUGGCUGGCCGAGAAGUACACCGGUUGCCUUGGAGAAGUUAGAGUAGGCGGAGUCUAUCUUCCGCUAAUAAAAGUCGACGAGGUUCCCCAAGCUAGUCGGUUUAUACGAUUGGCUGGACAUGAACCAGAUAUAGGGUGCAAGGGUGCUCCCAUCUGCGACUCCCAGCCUUGUUUGAAUAACGGGGUGUGCCAAGAUCAAUUCAAUGAGUUUAAUUGUAGUUGUAGUCCGGGAUGGGAGGGUGUCCUGUGUGAAAAGGAUAUAAAUGAGUGCGAAUAUAGCCUCUGCGUCUACGGAACAUGCACAGAUCUGAUGGCGGACUACAGGUGCGACUGUGAGCCUGGAUACAUAGGAAAAAAUUGUAACGAAGAAGUGGACAACUGCCUGGAGUUCAGCUGUGUAAAUGGGGGGACAUGUGUGGAGACUGUAGGGACACACACCUGCUCAUGCCCACAAGGGUACACUGGAAAACGCUGCCAGUGGCGCUAUCCUCCGGUCUCAUGUGAUGUAAACACCCCCUGUGAAAAUGGCGGCGUGUGUGUUGGAGGGGACACAGGAGGAAACUGCACCUGUAAGCCUGGCUACACUGGCUCCAGGUGUGAGACAGAAAUAGACGAGUGUGCGUCGAGCCCCUGUCUGAACGGAGCCACCUGUCUGAACCGACUUAACCGCUUCCAGUGCAUCUGCGCCCCGGGCUUCAGCGGAAAGCUCUGUGACAGCACCCAAGAGGAGCAGAAGGAGAGGGUCCCGUGGCUGGCUGUUACCAUCCCUCUCACCACCCUGUGCGCGUUGCUGGCCAUAUUAGCCGUCUUCUUCCUGGUGAUGACGGCACGAAAGAAGCGCCAGUCCGAGGGCACUUACAGCCCCAGCUGCCAGGAAGUAGCCGGAGCCCGUUUGGAGAUGGGCAGCGUGCUCAAGGUACCCCCCGAGGAGAGGCUAAUAUAACUGGUAAAGAG